Molecule: messenger RNA, 1059 nt
Organism: Symbiodinium necroappetens
Lineage: Eukaryota; Dinophyceae; Suessiales; Symbiodiniaceae
Source: the annotation of a GenBank genome assembly
AUGUCCAUCCAACUCGACGACAAUGCAUGGCAUAAAAUCCUUUGGGGCUCCGUCUAUGUGGUGGGAAUCAUCGGUUCGUUGUGGGUCUAUGGUUUGCAGCAGGAGCGUAUCAUGUCCGUGCCAUAUGGCGACGACAUGUUCAAGACAUCCGUGUUUCUCGUCUUCUGCAACCGGUUCUGUGCCAUCUGGUUCGCCUUUGCGAUGGCCAAAAUUCGUCAAGAAGAGUGGACGUUAAAGGCCCCACUGGUUUACUACCUGAUUGUGUCCUUAUCCAACGUCUUUGCUUCAACAUGCCAGUACGAAGCUUUGAAGUAUGUAUCUUUCCCGGUUCAGAUGCUGGGUAAGAGCUUCAAGAUGAUGCCGGUGAUGCUCUGGGGCAUUGUCAUCUCGUCCAAGAGCUACACAGCCAAGGAGUGGGGUGUCGCCUUCUUCGUGACCUGGGGAGUGACGCAGUUUUUGCUCACCGGACCAAUUGCGACAGAAUCUGGCGAGAACGACGACCACACCAGCAACAGCGUCAAAGGGCUGCUUCUGCUGGUUCUUUUCCUCGCACUGGAUGGAAUCACCUCGCCGAUGCAAGAAAAGCUUUUCAAGGAAUACCAGUUGUCAAAGUACAACCAGCUACUGUGGGUCAACACCUUCUCUGCGAUUGUUUCCAUGACCACGCUUCUGACCACUGGUGGAUUGGGCGAUGCUCUGAGCUUCGUCCGCGCUCAUCCGCCGCUGCUUGGAGAUGCUAUGACCCUCAGCGUCUCGCAGGUUGCAAGCCAGUGGUUCAUCACAUCGCAGAUCAAGGACUUUGGUGCGCUGGUUUUUGCCGCUACGAUGAAUGUUCGACAGCUGGUGUCCAUCAUCACCUCCUACAUCAAGUACGGCCACUACAUCACCGGCCUCCAAGUGCUGGCCCUGGGCUUCGUCUUUGCAGCACUCUUCUACAAGAGUUACGACGGCCUCGUCUCAGAGAGCCCUGAGAAAAAGGCCGAAAAGGCUCCUCUGGUGCCCAAGGAGAGAGAAGGUGAGCCGCCGGAGGCUUCCAAGGACUCGAAGCUGUCAGCUUAA